AUGAAGCUGUACGACGCCCUCUCCGACGACCUCGCCAGCUGGGUCCGCCAGCAGCCCGUCUUCUUCACGGGCUCGGCCUCGACGCACGGCCCGCACAUCAACGUCUCGCCCAAGGGCCUCGCCGACUCGCACUUUGCCAUUCUCUCGCCCACCCGCUGCGCCUACAUUGACCGCAUGGGCUCCGGCUGCGAGACCAUUUCCCACAGCUACGAGAACGGCCGUCUGUGCCUCAUGUUUAUGAGCUUCGGUCCCACCCCGCGCAUCCUCCGUCUCUUUGGCCGGUCGUCGGUCGUCGAGUGGGACAGCCCCCGCUUCCAGGACCUCGUGCGUGCCGUGUCCGGCCGGGAUGGCUUUGACGCGGCCCGCGCCGUCAUUAUUUGCGAUAUUUGGCAGGUCCAGACGAGCUGCGGCUACGGCGUGCCGCGCGUCAAAAAGGGCAUCUAUGCCGCCGAGGAUGAGGACGAGGCUGGCAGCGAGAGGGGGGGUGGCAAGGCCGCCGACGGCGGGCACAGGGUCGGCGACGCUACUGUCGACAUGGAAAAGCUGCUGCGGGAGGGCCGGGACAGCGACCAGAAGCUCACAGAGCUGUGCGUCUUCGAGGAGCGCCCCCAUCUCGACUCCUGGGCCGGCACCAUGGUCAGCAAGAAUACUGCCCUGAAGUAUCAGGCUCAGCACAACGCGCGCAGCAUGGAUGGGCUGCCUGGUAUGAAAACGGCCCGUCGCGACAACAAGGAAGUGCUCUGGUUGGGAGAUGCCGCCGCCUACCUGCGGCGAACCUCAGCAGAGAAAGUGUCUGUAGCUAUCGGCUUCCUGCUUGGAGCAUUCUUUUACUUUAUACUCACCGUGCUGAACCUGGUGGCACAUUGA
Cordyceps militaris CM01 is the source of this 867-nucleotide messenger RNA. RefSeq names its product pyridoxamine phosphate oxidase family protein. The record is from RefSeq and is a predicted model, not a curated record. NCBI's taxonomy places the organism in Eukaryota, Fungi, Ascomycota, Sordariomycetes, Hypocreales, Cordycipitaceae. Bases 1 to 867 code for a protein of 288 amino acids. The transcript has a single exon.